AAUAAUAAUAAAUUGAUUUUUAUCACUAAAAUAAUGGAAAGAAAAAUAAAACGCAAUGAAAAGAAAAAUUCGAACAAAGCUGUAACAGUAAUGGCAUCACAAAAGAAACAUUGGUCAUUAGGUUUGUUAGAUUCCAUGAAUGAUCCGACUCUUAAAGUUAUCGAAGAUGAUAGCAUAGUCGUAAUUAAGGACAAAUAUCCAAAAGCUAAAUUUCAUUAUUUAGUAUUACCGAAGGAAAACAUUUCAACGAUAUGGAAAAUUACAAAGAAACAUGAAAAUCUUUUGUGUCAUAUGAACGAUGUUGCUGAUGAAUUGAUUAAAAAACAUUCGGAACAUGAAUUCAUUAUUGGAUAUCAUUCUAUGCCAAGUAUGCAAAGAAUGCAUUUACAUGUUAUUAGUACCGAUUUCAACAGUCCAUGUUUAAAAACUAAACAACAUUGGAAUAGUUUCACUACGCCAUUUUUCAUGCAUUCUAAAGAACUAUGUAAACAAUUGAAAGAAAACGGGGAAAUUAAAAAGAUAAGUUUGACACAAUCGAAACAGUAUUUAAAUAGCGAAUUAAAAUGUCACCGUUGUUCCAUGAAGCCUAAAAAUAUGCCAGAAUUAAAGAAACAUUUAAUCACGCACGUGUCGGAAAAGUAAAAAAUGAAUAUUUUGUUAUUUUUAUUCCAUCGUCCAACAAGUGACUGUUAUUUCAUCGAUCACAAAUUUUCAAUUCAUAUUAACUGAACUUUGUACGAAUCAAAUGGCAAUCAACAACAUUUCAAGAACUUGUUUACAACCAAUUAACGAUAUGUAGUAAUAUUUAUCAGUCAUAAAUGUAAAAAUAAAAACUUAAGUAAUGAAAUUGUAAAAAUAGAAUUUUAUCGUGAUAAAAAAAAAAAAAAAGAAAAAAAAAACGUUUCGAAGAUGUUUUUAAAAACCCUCCUUCUUUUAAUGAUUACGCAUAAAUAAUCUCUC
Messenger RNA from Polistes dominula (European paper wasp), 960 nucleotides. It is a transcript of the gene Aptx, whose product is annotated as aprataxin. Gene Ontology annotation, cellular component: nucleus. Gene Ontology annotation, biological process: single strand break repair. Gene Ontology annotation, molecular function: mismatched DNA binding; DNA 5'-adenosine monophosphate hydrolase activity; double-stranded RNA binding. The record is from RefSeq and is a predicted model, not a curated record. NCBI's taxonomy places the organism in Eukaryota, Metazoa, Arthropoda, Insecta, Hymenoptera, Vespidae.